Molecule: messenger RNA, 474 nt
Organism: Solanum stenotomum
Lineage: Eukaryota; Viridiplantae; Streptophyta; Magnoliopsida; Solanales; Solanaceae
Exons: 2
Coding region: 1-474 (157 amino acids)
Molecular function (GO): nucleic acid binding; zinc ion binding
Source: RefSeq, a predicted model, not a curated record
AUGGGUGUGAGGGAAUAUGCUUUGAAGUUUACACAAUUGUCUAAAUAUGCUCCAACAAUAGUUGCCGAUUCUAGGGCAAGAAUGAGUAAGUUUGUUUCAGGUGUGUCUGAAAUAGUGGUUAAAGAGUGUCGUACCACCAUGCUCAUUAAUGAAAUAGAUAUCUCUCGUCUCAUGGUUCAUGCUGAACAGUUUGAAGACGAGAAACUUAAGGAAAAUUCUAGGGAAGCAAAGAGGGCUAAGACCGGUGAUGAUAAUUUCUCUCAUGCAAGUUCCGAUGGACAUGGUCAACCUAGAUUUCAACAAAGAUGUGGAAAGAAGCACGAGGGGAAGUGCCUAGUCGGCAUGUAUGGUUGCUUCAGUUGUGGUAAAAUUGGUUAUAAAAUGAGAGAUUGCCCAAUGCUUAUGGCUAAAGGAAGAGAGGGCAAGCAAGUUCCUUCUAGUCGUUCGGGUUCCAAUGCUCCCAAGCAAAACUGA